CAAGGGGGGAUGAAGCAAAAGUAUCUGACUGACGUCAGGAGAGGCAGCGCGCGGUGACACCGUUCGCGUUACACUCACUCGUUUGAAGAUCGGGUACCCGGUAAUAACCGAUUUCGCUGGCGGAGCCGCGAUUCUGUUGAUCGUUCGGCGGAUGCCACCAUCCUGCGGUUCUCGACAUCCGUUACCAAUUACGUACGCGGACGGCGGCGGUCUUGAUGCUGGGACGAAGCGGUCGCACGGAGUCACGCGCUUAUACCCCGUAGACGAAGGUCGACAGGUAACGUAAAAGAGAAACCACGAUCAGGACUCAGAACUGUACAAGAUCAUUCCAGUUUAUCUUACCGUUUCAGCUUCGUUCUCCUCUCUUAGUCGCCUCUUAACGAGAACCGUCUCGGUCUUCGCGCGCGCCUUUCAAUCCCAAUUGAGCCUCUUAAGUUCGGCGCUCGUCGCCGAAGCGAGAUUCGAAUCUGAAUUCAUCAUUUGAAACCGCGAGUCUCAAGACAGUGAAAGACCUCGACGCGAACAUUCUGAAUUCGGUAUUGCGACGACUGAACUGUCUCACUCGUCUGAUGAACAUCGGCGAUUAUUUUCUAUCCGACGAUACGCGCUCAUCGAUGUUCAAGCAUAAAAAUAAGCGGGAUCUUUUCACCGUUAUAAUGGAACAGUCUCUCGCGAAGACCGAGGGGGAUUAUUUUAACGCGCUGUAAUAUUUUUAUAUAAACGCCACGCGUCAGAAAACAGACUUCUCAACGUAAAUGUUAAUACUCCAGCGUCGAGUAAUACGAAUUAGAAUUUUAUAGAAAAACGGUGAGACGGAAGAGGGGAGAACAGUUGACCGUUACACACUACUCGAUCAGACUGAAGACACUCAGAUCACUCGAUUAGAAUCAAAUACGGAAUGAAGCUGAUAAUCGACUGAGAAGUCGCGAAGUUCUAAUGCGUUUCGUCAAAUUGAGAGAACGUACAUACGUCCGUUUCUAAUUACGUGUGGGUCCAUCGCCGCCCGUUCGAACGUCACGCGUCCGCGACGUUACAGUAAUUCAAUAUCAUUGCGAUUGAGAUCGUCCUAUCUCUGAGCCGGCGGUUCGAUCGUUGAAAGCGGUACAGCUAUCGAGAGAUUAAUUCUGGCGAAGUGACCGUGAUUGUUUGACUUGGCGAAGGAGAAGGCGAAAGCAAAUAAAUUCUUUGAGCUACGCUGGCCCGGGACAUUAGAGGAAUUGGCUUCGUUUCUUAACAAGUUCUGGUUUAAGGUGUGUGAAAAUGCCGGAUACUAAGGCAAUUGCACAGCUGACAAUCACAACGUGAGCAGUUGUUCGUUUCGCGGAUCAUCCGGGGGAUAAUGAUUACAGAACAGACCUGGAGCAUGAUGCUGGACAGCGAUGUCGCGGGCAUCAAUGAGUUGAGUAUUUCCCCGAGGAAACAAUUAUGGAUCAAGGCCGUGAAGAAACUCACUUCCGAGAGGCUGGGCAGGGAAGGAUUGGCGGCAUGGGAGGAAGUCCGGAAGGCCAACAACGAUCCGGAAGUUCCAGAAGAUAUCGAAGACGCGACCGAGCCGAACGAGGACGCCGAAGGCUCUACCGAUCCGGACGUGGCUCUCGCCGAUCAGCCUGUCGACACUGAAUCUCAAGCGCAGCGAGAUGUUUUCAAGAAGGGCGUGCUCUAUAAGGGAAUAUUUUGUCCGUCGCUCUCGAACAGCUUCCACAGCAAACAACUGGAGACGUCGUACCUCCAUUAUUCCAAUCGUCAGCGUCAGAAAUCGUUGAUCAUGCUCAAUAUCGUUGAUCUCAGCUUGAAGAUCAUCCUCUUGGCGAUCUGGCUGUGGAAGAGGGACGAAACCAGCGCCGGUCUGAUCGAAUCAUUGUCCUGGGCGUCCUGUUGCAUGGCCGCGAAUCUGGCGGUUUGCAUCCUCGGCUGGUGGCGGUGUUUCUCCAAUAAUUAUUUGUACUGGGCUUCCAUCUUCACUUGGUUACUGAUUAAUUCGCAAGGUUUUAUAGGAGCCGGUCUAGAUUUCUCCAACCAGCAGCGUCUCAUGUGGUACAUACUCUUCGUGGUGUACGCGCCGUACGCGAUGCUUCCACUGCCGUUGAGAUGGUGCGUUCUCGCCGGCUAUGGUACAGCCCUGACUCACAUGGUCUUAGCGGGAAUAACUCUGUUGCGAGACCCGACAUACGUAAGAAUCCUUGGUCCACGUUGUAUACUCUCUUAUUCACAAGUCCCAUUUCUUCCCCUUCUGCGUACUUUCUUUGCGUUAGCGCGAUCCACCGUACGCUUCGCCCACCAGCAGCCACUACCUUUCCUCGCUAAAGUAUGUCGUUUGAUUUUGCUAUUGCAGCUGCAUGAUGUCACGUGCAUAGUUCGAAUGCUAACGACCAACGUCCUUCUUUAUCUUGCAAUGAAUCUAGCUGGCAUGUACACUAAGUAUUUGACAGACAGAGGACAGAGACAGGCUUUCCUCGAGACGCACAGGUCCAUGGAGACCCGGCAACGGACUCAGAACGAGAACAACAGGCAGGAGAAGUUGCUACUAUCCGUUUUACCAGAUUUCGUGGCUAAGGAGAUGAUCAGUGAUAUCGCACGCGAAACAGCUCGUGGUGGGACGAUCUCCUUUACACCUAAUCAGUUUCACAGGAUAUACAUUCACCGUUACGAAAAUGUUAGCAUACUGUUCGCUGACAUAAAAGGUUUCACUGCUUUAGCGAGCCAGUGUAGCGCCCAGGAGCUGGUGAGAGUGUUGAACGAUCUGUUCGCACGUUUCGACAAGCUGUCCGCGGAGAACCAUUGUCUGCGUAUCAAACUACUCGGGGACUGUUAUUACUGCGUUUCGGGACUGCCGACAGCCAGAAGCGAUCAUGCUCACUGUUGCGUCGAAAUGGGCUUGUAUAUGAUCAAAGCGAUAAGGGACGUGCGGUACACGCAAAAGGUCGAUCUGAACAUGAGAAUAGGGAUUCAUAGUGGCUCGGUUCUGUGCGGUGUGCUUGGACUUCGGAAAUGGCAAUUCGACGUCUGGUCUUACGACGUCACGUUGGCUAAUCAUCUCGAGAGCGGAGGCAUUCCAGGGAGGGUGCACAUCUCGGAGGACACUUUGGACUGUCUGAAUGACGUGUACGAAGUUGAGCCGGGGAACGGAACCGAGAGGGACAAUUACUUGAAAGAGAGGAACGUGGUGACGUAUUUAAUCAAACAGGUCGAACCUUUGAAGUCGAGGCGGCGAUAUUCUUCUCGGCCAAAGAUAUGGUCCGAGGACGACGCGAACAAGAGCAAAAAGAGUUUCAAACUGAACAACCCUCUGGCCGCGAACAGCAGCGCGCCGAAUUCAUGCACGGAUGACGACAUCGGCGUCGACUGGACGCCAGAGAUACCGUUUGAAAACUUGAACACCGCGCCGUCGGUCAGUAACUUGGAGGCGGACUACCUCGAGGAAGAAAACGGUACCUCGAAGAGCGCCAAGUCUCCGACCGCUGGACUCGAAAGCGCGAGCAACAAGCGCAUGAGAUUGGCGAACAUCAACACUUGGACGUUACGUUACAAUGACGAGAGUCUGGAAUCGAAGUUCGGUCAAUUGCGGGAGGACAUGUUCAAAUCCAACAUGAUAUGCUGCUUCGUCGUGUGGAUAUUCAUAGCUAUUUGUCAAGCAGUAAUACUGCAACACUGCGUCAUUCUUUUGGGUUCUCUCUCGCUUACCACAUUGAUUCUGGUGGCAUCGUCCAUCCUGGUGAUGGCGGAGGAGUUCAAGAGCCUACCCACCUAUUUGCAACACGCCUCUUCGAUGCUGGUACACAACAAGCAACACCGAACGAUCUUCAUCUGCAGCGUGAUCAGUCUCAUGGCUCUGACGUCGAUCGUCGGUGUCCUGGCAUGCCCCACGCCCAUUCUGUAUUCUGAACGUCGAUUCCGUGAGCCUCUGGAACUUCAGCAACAGCCGUUGGCGAGCCCGACGUUGCAGCCGGAACGGCUGGUAGCACCGACGACCGGCCUGGACCAGUUCAUCCUCAAGUUCCUCGAGGCAGCUCUUCGCGACGAGCAGAGGGAUGUCACGUCCAAGGAGAACGAAACGUGGAUAGAUUCGUUCAGCGACGAGGAGGAAUGGACGGGGAACGUCGAGAACAAGGGUAGUCUGGCGAAAGGUCGAAGGAGAGAACAGUUCUUCAGGAGCGGAGACGUCCUCUCGAGAAAGAUACUCUUCUCCCCGGAAACAGAGCCCCGUUCGGAGCCUAUGUACAUGCUGUACUACGACAACGAGCUCGUAGCUCAGGAUCAAACCACUUGCGUGAGGCCGGAGUACAUCGUGUUCACGUGGGUCUUGUGCCUGAUCGCGUUGGCCUCCGCGUUGAAGUUGUAUUACUUGGUGAAAACAGCGCUGGCCACAAUCAUCGUCACCGUUUACGCCGUGUUGAUCCUGGUGGUCUGUAAAGACUUCUUCUCCAUUCCCGACGAAGAGGAGAAUGCAACGGCGAUACCACUUUCAGCACAAAUGCUCACGUUCAUGCUCGUCUUUCUGGUGAUGGUCACGUACCACGGUAGAUUGGUGGAGGUAACGUCUCGAUUAGACUUCCUUUGGAAACAGCAGGCUGAGAGGGAGCUAAGCGACAUGAUCGAAUCACGGCACAACAAUAUGCAGUUGUUGAAAAACAUUUUACCGGAUCACGUAGCUCAUCAUUUCUUGACCCAGGAGAGAGCGCCAGAGGAAUUGUAUUCUCAAUCCCGAGAUAAAGUUGGAGUGAUGUUCGCCAGUGUGCCGAAUUUCACGGAAUUCUAUUCGGAGGACGUUAACAAAGGGAUGGAGUGUAUACGUUUAUUGAAUGAGAUCAUUGCUGACUUCGACGAGCUCCUGGACGAGAAUCGGUUCCACUGUAUCGAGAAGAUAAAAACCGUCGGAGCCACUUACAUGGCAGCCUCCGGUCUUAAUCCUUGUGAAAAUGAUAAGAACAAGGACGACAUGGAGCAUCUCUGUAGACUGGUGGAUUACGCGGUGGCGAUGCGGCUUCGUCUCGAGGACGUGAACAUACAUUCGUUCAAUAAUUUUGAUUUGAGAGUGGGCAUCAGUUGCGGCCCGUUGGUGGGCGGCGUGAUCGGCGCUCGGAAGCCCGUCUUCGACAUCUGGGGCAACACGGUGAAUCUUGCGUCCCGUAUGGACUCCACAGGCGUCAUGGGAAAGAUCCAAGUGCCGCAGGAGAUCGCCAGGUUCUUGGAAUCGAGAGGGUACCAGACUCAGAAGAGGGGGCUCGUCGAGGUGAAGGGCAAGGGAACGAUGGAGACGUACUUCGUUCUGGGCAAAGGGUCCAUGCAACAGGAGGGCACGACCAAACACACGACAAGAUGUAGAAGUCUCGCCGCGGUCGUCUACGGUGUGGUUCAAGCACGUCGCAAACAGAUACGAGCGCUUAGAAGGACAUAAGCAUCGUGAUCGCGUCAGUAUUUCUUUCUGGUUCUUCGGUGCCUAGUUACGUACAAACGGUUCCAUCCUCGACAAACUAGUUGCUAACGCGAGGUAAGACUUAAAAUGGACCAUUUCGAUUUCUACUCUUUCCCCAGACGCAAAAAUCGUCGCGUUGGCGAAAGAGAUUUUUUAUCUUGUCUUUCUCUCCGUUUUUAGUUCCAGGAUCAUUGUCGACUGGUUGUAUUUGAUAAAUGAACACUAGUUUAUGUUCGGUUAAGAGUUUAUGAAUCUCUCAUUUUUAUUGUUAUAUAUAGUGUAAAUAGAAUCGAAUACCGUCAGUAUUUUUCAGAAUGAAACUUAUCGUCCCGUGAAGCACAGUUCUAUCAAUCAGUUAUGUGAAAUACCUUUGCCUCCUUUAAAAUGAGAAUUAUCAUGCAAUCCAUUUUAAGUAAAACUCACCUAACGUUACAGUUCGAACAGCGACGAGCAUUUGUAAUUAACAUAUUACCCAAUGCACGGUUUCGUUCUUCGGACAACUGGUUGACACGUUAGUUAACUUAUUUCGACAAUGAUUGCCAUUAGAUUAACGUAAAUGAUACUCGUUCAGUGAUGGUUAAAUUAUCAUUUGUUAUAUAAGCUCUAUGCUCUCGGUGACGCUGUAAAGAUAGAAUUUUUACUUUCGUUCGUGUCGUUCUCCUUCUAAUUAAGAUCCAACGUACUUGUAAAUAAUGCCCCGAUCUAUGAAGUAAUUACAAAACAUUGAUAAGAGAACACGUGGAGUAAUGUACGAUGGAAAGAAAUUAUAUGGUAAAGUUGCUGAUAAUAAAUAAUAAGUUAACAAGGAGCGAUCGAA
Molecule: messenger RNA, 6230 nt
Organism: Ceratina calcarata
Lineage: Eukaryota; Metazoa; Arthropoda; Insecta; Hymenoptera; Apidae
Gene: Adcy8
Product: adenylyl cyclase 78C
Exons: 18
Coding region: 1340-5395 (1351 amino acids)
Biological process (GO): adenylate cyclase-activating G protein-coupled receptor signaling pathway; cAMP biosynthetic process; intracellular signal transduction
Cellular component (GO): plasma membrane
Molecular function (GO): adenylate cyclase activity
Source: RefSeq, a predicted model, not a curated record